Vidua macroura (Pin-tailed whydah) is the source of this 2153-nucleotide messenger RNA. It is a transcript of the gene FAM221A, whose product is annotated as family with sequence similarity 221 member A. The record is from RefSeq and is a predicted model, not a curated record. The coding region runs from base 1097 to 1987 and encodes 296 amino acids. The transcript is spliced from 7 exons. NCBI's taxonomy places the organism in Eukaryota, Metazoa, Chordata, Aves, Passeriformes, Viduidae.
GUGCAGGAGGGCUUGGGUGCUGUGCUGUGUGGCUGGUGGCACCCAAGACUGUGGGUGUCCUGAGGCACUGCACUUGUGGGCAUGUGUGGCUGUGCCCUGGCACUGCUGCUCAGUGUCUAUCCCAGGGGGCACAGACUGCCUUCCCAGAGAGUGUGUGUACACCACGUGUGCCCUGUCCUUGAUAUGGAGCCCCUCAAGACUUGAAUCAAACUUAGCGAUUUUUUUAGUUGUUAAUCAGUAGCCAUAGCUGGACAGUAAUGGUUGAGCAAUUGCAUUGUGAAUGUUGUAUGCUUGGCUAAUUUUUUGUUUUAGGAAAAGAGGAGAGAAUUCCAAGAUGAAUAGACUGUCUGGAUGAGAGCCACCAGGAGUGAAGCCAGUAGAGCUAAGCAGUAACCGCGGGAAAAGGGAAUUCCAGCUGUGGGCGAUCACGACCACCUACUCAAAACAGACCCCAGACUCAAAUGGGCAGAACUGUGCCUGUGUACUAAUUAGCAUGACAAAUGAGAGGUAUGACUAACAAAUAGGGGGCUGAAUACUAAUUAGUAGAAAAAUUACACAAUUUUUAGCCAAUGAAUACCGAUGCCUUUGUUAAAAUGUAAUCAAUAGUGUAAAGUUUUGAUGACCUAGCCUUUUGUGGGUUACCACCUAGCUCCCUGCUUUGCGCAGUCCGGAAUAAAACAAAGCAGGGCCUCGCCCCACUGCGCGCCCGGUAACGACAACACCCCGGCCGGGACAACACGCCGGCGCGGGGCUGGCCGUGCCCGCGGGCCCGCACACACCUCCCGCAUCCGCACGUUCCUCAGCCGCCGCUGCGGAGCGUGCUGCGGCGAGCCGCCCGCCUGCGCCCGCCUCCCCUCCGCCUGCCUCCGGCUGCCUGCCGCCGCCUGUCCCCCGCCUUCCCCCGCCUGUCCCCCUCCGUCCCCCACCUCUCUCCUACCUGUCCCCCACCUUUCCUCCGCCUGUACCCCGCCUUUGCCCCGCCUGUCGCCGGUGCCUCCCGGUGCCUCCUGCCUGCCGCACCCCGUGCGCGGGCGCCGCCCGGCGCGGCCGGGGUCCUGCCCGUUCCCAGCACCCUGCCCCGGGCGGCCCAGCGGGCAUGGAGCGGCUGCAGGUGGAGGCGCAGGCCGUGGAGGAGUACGCGGAGUACCGGCGAAUUGUAGGUGAUGAUGAUGGAGGAAAGCCCUUUACUCCUGAGGAAUACGAGGAGUACAAAAGGAAAGUAUUACCAGCUCGGCUGCAGAACAGGUUGUAUGUGAGCUGGAGAUCACCAACUGGCAUGGACUGUAAGCUUGUGGGACCAGAGACACUGUGCUUUUGCACUCACCGGUAUAAACAACACAAAACAGACUACGAGGUGCUUCCCAAGGAGCGCCCUAUCAGUGUGCCCUGCAGAGUGAAACGUUGCCCGUGCCAGUCCUACCAGUUUGUCCCCCUGAACGGCACCCAGCCCGUCCGCUGCCGCUGCAAGCACUUCGCUGACCAGCACAGCGCAGCGCCGGGCUUUCCCUGUAACUCCUGUUCCAAGUGUUCAGGCUUUCAUAGCUGCUUUACCUGUGCAUGUGGUCAGCCAGCAUACGCUCACGAAACAGUUGUGGAAACAAAAGAGGAGCGCUUAGCCCAAGGAAAGCCCGUGGGGCAGGAUGUUCCUUACGCUGCCAUGGGAGGACUGACUGGUUUUAGCUCGCUAGCAGAAGGCUACAUGAGGCUCGAUGACAGUGGGAUAGGUGCUCCUUCUGCUGAACUUUUAGAAGCCCCCAUUACUAGCAUGGAUCAUCCAUUUCUAAAAGCAUUUCAGGGGCCUUCGAGUUCCACUCAAACCAUGCCACAAAUAGCAGGUAGUUCAAGUGCCACAGGGCAAGUUUCUCAUGGAAAACAAUCAGAAGCUGAUGACAUGGCUUACUUUGAAAAACGCUAUCAAGAACGGCUGAAAAUGGAGAAAGCUGCUAAACGGAAAGAGAGGAACCCAGUGCCAUCAAAGAAGCCAUGAGAUUAACAAAUAAAUAUUUAUUAUUUGGCACAUUGUUCAUUAUUGCAUUGAGUAUUUUCCUCUGUGCCUACCUGCAUACCUGUAUUUAUUCAUUUAUUUAUUCUGUUGUUUUGUUCCUUUGCUGAAAUUAAUUUUUAAUUAUCUCAUAAUAAAAUUGGUUCUUUAA